This is a messenger RNA of Penicillium paradoxum, 1110 nucleotides long. RefSeq names its product deoxyhypusine synthase. The record is from RefSeq and is a predicted model, not a curated record. Lineage: Eukaryota; Fungi; Ascomycota; Eurotiomycetes; Eurotiales; Aspergillaceae. Gene Ontology annotation, molecular function: deoxyhypusine synthase activity. Gene Ontology annotation, cellular component: cytoplasm. Gene Ontology annotation, biological process: peptidyl-hypusine biosynthetic process. The coding region runs from base 1 to 1110 and encodes 369 amino acids. The transcript is spliced from 3 exons.
AUGAGCGCUCAACAGCCCUCGGCAGUCCCCGCCUCGGCGACCGAGUCCGUUUUGCAGAGCUCGCAACCUGUCCCGGAGGGGUCUCACGUAGUGACUGGUGUGGAUUUCGAUAAGUUUCAGGGACGAGACAUUACGGUUGCCGAAAUGGUGGACAACCUAGCCCACACCGGCUUCCAGGGCAGUGCGGUUGCGGAGGCUGCGCACAUCAUCAAUGAAAUGCGCGCCUUCCGUCACCCCGAAACUGGAGACAAAACCACCAUCUUCCUCGGCUAUACAUCGAAUCUGAUUUCAUCCGGUCUACGGGACACGCUGCGUUAUCUCGUGAAACAUAAACAUGUGUCAGCCAUUGUGACCACUGCCGGUGGAGUGGAAGAGGAUUUGAUCAAAUGUUUGGCACCCACAUAUCUCGGGUCCUUCUCGACUCCUGGGGCUGGACUUCGUGCCAAGGGUCUCAAUCGCAUCGGCAACCUACUUGUACCCAACAAUAACUAUUGUGCCUUCGAGGAUUGGGUGGUGCCCAUCCUGGACAAGAUGUUGGAGGAGCAGGAGACUGCCAAGAUCAAGGCUCGGGAGACUGGGGACGAGGAACACGAGCUUCACUGGACGCCCAGCCGCAUCACCGAGCGAUUGGGUCGUGAGAUCAACCACGAGGAUUCGGUCCUGUACUGGGCGGCCCGGAACCAAAUCCCUGUCUUCUGCCCAGCCCUGACGGAUGGGUCUCUGGGCGACAUGCUUUACUUCCACACCUUCAAGUCUUCCCCGCAACGACUCCGAGUGGAUAUUGUGGACGAUGUGCGCCGCAUCAACACCAUGGCUGUCCGGGCGGUGCGCGCGGGCAUGAUCAUUUUGGGCGGUGGUGUGGUCAAGCAUCAUAUCGCAAAUGCAUGCUUGAUGCGCAAUGGGGCCGAGCACGCAGUUUAUGUGAAUACCGCGCAGGAGUUCGAUGGGAGUGAUGCGGGCGCGCGACCAGAUGAAGCGGUGAGCUGGGGCAAGAUCAAGGCGGAUGCCAAGUCUGUCAAGGUGUAUGCGGAGGCAACGGCAGUAUUCCCCAUGAUCGUGGCUGCUUCGUUUGCGCGCGCCGAGCCACAAAAUUUGGAGCCACAAAAUUGA